AUGCAUUUCCAACUUCUCGGCCUCGCCGCCCUCGGCUCUCUCGCCGCUGCUGCCCCCGCUCCUUCUCGUACCUCUGAGUUGGUUGAGAGGGGUUCUUCUUGCACCUUCACCUCCGCUUCUCAGGCUUCUGCUAGCGCCAAGAGCUGCUCCAACAUUGUCCUCAAGAACAUCGCUGUCCCCGCCGGAGAGACUCUUGACUUGUCCAAGGCCAAGGAUGGUGCCACCAUCACCUUCGAGGGUACUACCACCUUCGGCUACAAGGAGUGGAAGGGACCCCUGAUCCGCUUCGGUGGUAAGGACAUCACCGUCACCCAGGCCUCUGGCGCUGUCAUUGACGGCCAGGGCUCUCGCUGGUGGGACGGCAAGGGCACCAACGGUGGCAAGACCAAGCCCAAGUUCAUCUACGCCCACAAGCUCCAGUCCUCGACCAUCAAGGGCUUGCACGUCAAGAACUCCCCCGUCCAGGUCUUCAGUGUCCAGGGUAAUGAUGUCCACCUGACCGACAUCACCAUCGACAACUCCGAGGGUGACAGCAAGGGUGGCCACAACACCGAUGCUUUCGACGUCAGCGAGAGCAACGGUGUCUACAUCACCGGUGCCAACGUCAAGAACCAGGAUGACUGCCUGGCCAUCAACUCUGGUGAGAACAUCGAAUUCACCGGUGCUACCUGCUCCGGCGGCCACGGUAUCUCCAUCGGCUCCAUCGGUAACCGCGACAGCAACACCGUCAAGAACGUCAAGGUUGCCGACUCCACCGUCGUUGACUCCGACAACGGUAUCCGUAUCAAGACCAUCUCUGGUGCUACCGGCUCUGUCAGCGGUGUGACCUACGAGAACAUCACCCUCAAGAACAUCAAGAAGAAGGGUAUCGUCAUCGAGCAGGACUACAAGAACGGUGGCCCCACCGGCAAGCCCACCACUGGUGUCCCCAUCACUGACCUCACUGUCAACGGUGUGACUGGCUCCGUUGCCAGCAAGGCCACCCCCGUCUACAUCCUCUGCGGCAAGGGCAGCUGCUCUGACUGGACCUGGAAGGGUGUCAGCCUCUCCGGCGGCAAGAAGUCCGGUGAGUGCCAGAACGUUCCUUCCGGCGCUUCCUGCUAA
Molecule: messenger RNA, 1104 nt
Organism: Aspergillus pseudotamarii
Lineage: Eukaryota; Fungi; Ascomycota; Eurotiomycetes; Eurotiales; Aspergillaceae
Product: glycoside hydrolase family 28 protein
Exons: 3
Coding region: 1-1104 (367 amino acids)
Biological process (GO): pectin catabolic process
Cellular component (GO): extracellular region
Molecular function (GO): polygalacturonase activity
Source: RefSeq, a predicted model, not a curated record